UAUAUCAGUAGUAAAGCGUCAAAAACAGGAACUUACUUUUUACACUUCUGCCCAUAAAUGAGAAUCUGUUUACUUUUACUUGUCUAUCAGACAUAAUUGUAGCUUGUGCCGAACUGUAUCUCCCUUUUUAAAUCUCUACUUUACAAUCUUCAGUCAAAGCAAACCUUAGUACGGGGAGUUGUCUCUGCUCACAUGAAGUAACAAGUAGCAGAACAUGGACAACUGGAUCAAAGGAUGAGAUCAUCUGUUGUGCGUCUAAGAAUUUAAACAAACUUUCAGAUAAAUAACGGAGACUGAGGACCAUUUAGGAGGAGCGUUGACUGUGUUCAGCACCACUUGGACAUUUUAUGAAGAAAUCAGAUUAUUAACUUAUUACAAAUGGGAUUCAGAAAGACAAUCUGGUUACUUGUUGGUCUUCUCUUCAGCGCUCCCACCCAGAUCACCCCACUUGAACAGCAAUGCCAGGCACAGCAGUCCGCCUGCCUCGAUGACAGCUUUGUGCUGCAGUGUAACAUCCCAGAGCUGCGUGGUAGGAAGGCGAUGUACGUCUCCUGGAAGAAACAGGACAGAAAGUUAGUAGAGUACUCCAGAGGUGAGCGCGGCUCGAAGACAUCUGGGUGGACCGGGUAUCGCCUGAAUCCAGGACGCUUUGGUCUGGGAGACAUCUCCCUGAGCAUCAGCAAGGUGAAUGACUCGGACGCCGGAAGCUACCAAUACAACGUGGAAACCGACAAAGGGAGAUACCAGGGAAACAUCGAGCUCCAUGUGUGUAUGAACUUAGUAGUAGAAUGUAAACAGCGGCAUACCGCUGAAGAGAAAGGAAACGCCAUCAUCACAUGUCAGACUGGAAAUCUCUGUGGAGAAAAGCUGAUCAACGUAACUUGGACUAAAGACAACAUGAUCCUUGCAGAAUACUACAUGCAGGACAUGCAAUGGCUAGUCAGCGAGUCGCUCCGAUUCAGACUUCCAGGGGACUUUUUCAGAGAUGGCAACGUUUCCCUACUCAUCAGCAACGUGCAAGAAGAAGAUCAGGGGACCUAUCGCUAUUCUGUUGGCACUGCAGAUGCAUAUACGCAGGGGGAAGUGAAGCUCGAAGUGUACUUCAAAGUCAGCUACUUGUGGUGGCUUUUGAUCUUAAUGAUGGUGACUGUGUUGGUGCUGGGGAUUAUCAUUCGUAAAGCUUGCAAGAAGAUUGAAAAAAGUCUAAUAACAAACCAGAUGGAAAGACUAGCAGAAUUGUCUGGAGAAUGAUGGUUUAUGAAUAAAUAAAUACA
Molecule: messenger RNA, 1274 nt
Organism: Polypterus senegalus (gray bichir)
Lineage: Eukaryota; Metazoa; Chordata; Cladistia; Polypteriformes; Polypteridae
Exons: 7
Coding region: 379-1251 (290 amino acids)
Source: RefSeq, a predicted model, not a curated record